AUGUGCGAUUCCCCGGCGCCACAGCCUGCCACGGCGAGCGGCAGCGGUAAGAAGCAGCGCGGAGAGCGAUGGGGGGAGCAAGAGGACGCGAGAUUUGUGAAUCUCAGGAUUGAGAAUCCUGAUAUGUCGUGGGAAGAGUUUCAAAGGGUUCAUACCUCCUACCCAGUUCUCGCAAGAAAUUCUUCCCUCAUCGUACAACAGCGGCUUUACUGUGGAGGCAUUCGACCGUUAGUUCCCGGGUUUCCCGCGUGUUCUACUUUACCAGAGCUUCUACUUUUGAUUCGGAGUCGGGAUGCUCUGCUGUAUAAGGUCCUGAGGGCGAGGAUUGAACAGAAAAAGGCAUCGGUUAGAGAUGCAGCCUCUGGUGCGGCAGCAUCAUCUUUCCAAGAACGCGAGACCAUUUCUCCCUUCACUGAAAGUGACGAUGACUCGGCGAGCCAUAUUUCAUUUGAACCAGGCCGUUCACUUCGCCAUCAGCGGGCUUAUACGGAGAAGCCAGGGGACGAGCCAAGCACGAAGAGACGCCGGACCCUCCCGGCAAGGGCACGUCGUAGGCCCGUUCGUUUGGGUUAUGAGGAUGAUACUCUGCCGCCGGAAGAUGACAGGCUGGUCAAACUGCUGGACAUGCUCAGCGCGGACGACUUUGCUAAAAUCUAUCAGAGGGCAAAAGCCUGUGUCGCAGAGACUAAGCGAGCUGAAACCGCGCUUCGCCAGAAUACCGAGCUGGAACGUCGACUAAAGGAGACAGAGGCCGAGCUGCGAGAGCUUACGGACCGGAUGAAAAAUGAUAAUAAGAAGAAUGACCAAGUGAUGGAAGACCGGAAGGAUAUCAAGUACGAAGGCAUUGACGUGGAGCUUACGGCAAUGGACGACGACUCCAAAGCAAAGGUCAAAACUGCUUGGGACAUCAUUCAUUCGAAGGUGCGCGACACCUUUACUCUUCGACAAUGGGACGAGGCAGGCAUGGGCCCUGCAGUGAAUACAAUCCAGCAAGUUAUCGAUAAACUCCUGGAGACGUCAGCUACAACAGCCCCAAACGGACAUCCUGGGGAAGAUGCCACCACCAAUCAAAAGUCCCCUCUAAUUGGAAAUUGA
This is a messenger RNA of Microsporum canis CBS 113480, 1095 nucleotides long. RefSeq lists its product as uncharacterized. The transcript is spliced from 4 exons. Bases 1 to 1095 code for a protein of 364 amino acids. The record is from RefSeq and is a predicted model, not a curated record. NCBI's taxonomy places the organism in Eukaryota, Fungi, Ascomycota, Eurotiomycetes, Onygenales, Arthrodermataceae.